AUGAAUCCGGUGCAGCUGCCGGUCCUCCUCCUCAUGAUAUUGAGUGCGCCGGCAGGUAGCCGCCAGGCCACGGCGAGCCCCCCACCGGACCCGGUGCAGUGCUCGUCUGGUAAUGGCAAAGCUGACUGCACGGUCUCAAGCGCGUACGGAGUGUUCCCAGACCGGUCGACGUGCCGCACCAGCGCCGUGGUGUACCCUUCCUCCGAGGAGGAGCUGGUGCGCGCGGUGGCGAACGCCACGGCCAGCAAGACCAAGAUGAAGGUCACCACCAGGUUCUCCCACAGCAUUCCGCAGCUUGCGUGCCCCGGCGCCGGGGACGGCCGGGGCCUCGCCAUCAGCACCAGGUGGCUCAACCGCGUCGUGGGCGUGGACGCGGCGCGGAUGGAGAUGACGGUGGAGAGCGGCAUCACGCUGCGGGAGCUCAUCACCGCGGCCGCGGACGCCGGGCUCACGCUGCCCUACUCGCCGUACUGGUGGGGCCUGACGGUGGGCGGCAUGCUCGGCACGGGCGCGCACGGCAGCUCGCUCUGGGGGAAAGGCAGCGCCGUCCACGAGUACAUCGUCGGGAUGCGCAUUGUCACGCCCGCUCCGGCCACCGACGGGUACGCCACGGUGCGAGUGCUCACGUCCGCCGACCCGGAGAUGGACGCCGCGAAGGUCUCCCUCGGCGUCCUAGGCGUCAUCUCGCAGGUGACUCUGGCACUACAACCUCUGUUCAAGCGCUCAACUACGUUCAUCGAGCGGGACGACGAUGACCUUGCGGAGCGGGUGCCCGAGUUCGGUUAUGAGCACGAAUUCGCCGACAUUGCUUGGUAUCCGGGUCUAGGGCGAGCUGUGUACCGCAAGGAUGACAGGCUGCCCAUGAACGCUUCUGGCGAGGGUGUGUUCGACUUCAUCGGCUUCCGCCCCACCUCGACCCUACUGAUUCGAGCUAACCGACUGACUGAGGAGCUGUCGGAGCAGGCGGGCGACGGCAACAGCAAGUGCCUGACAUCGAGGGUGAUCCGCACAACAAUCUCGGUAGCCGGGUACGGCCUAGCACGAAGGAACGGCUGGCCGUUCACGGGGUAUCCCGUAGUAGGGAGGCAAGACCGGAUGCAGGCGUCGGGUGGCUGCUUGACGGCGCCGGAGGACGGACUCAGGACAACCUGCCCUUGGGACCCCCGUGUGAGGAGCACCGGCUUUUUCCACCAGACCGCCUUUAGCAUGCCUGUGAGCCGCGCUAGGGCAUUCAUCAAGGAGGUCCGGCGGUUGCAUGAUCUAAACCCCGGGUCUCUCUGUGGCAUCGACCUUUACAACGGCAUCCUAAUGCGCUAUGUCAAGUCAUCCACCGCGUACCUCGGUAAGUCGGCAGUGCGCGGGCAGUCGGCCGACAUGGUAGAGUUCGACAUGACCUACUACCGCAGCCGCGACCCAAGGAGGGCGCGCCUCUACGAGGACGUCCUUGAGGAGAUCGAGCAGAUGGGGGUAUUCAAGUACGGCGGGCUGCCACACUGGGGCAAGAAUCGCAAUGUCGCUUUCGUCGGCGCCUCGCGCAAAUACCCCAAAAUGCGUGACUUCCUGCUUGUCAAGGACGCCUACGACCCGGAUGGCCUCUUCUCCAGCGAUUGGAGUGACAUGAUGCUCGGCAUUGGUGGUGACACACCGACGAACAUUGCACCUGGGUGUGCGCUAGAAGGAAUGUGUGUGUGCUCGCAGGACGUGCACUGCGCGCCGGAACAAGGCUACGUCUGCAGGCCCGGCAAGGUCUACAGGAAUGCCAGAGUCUGCACCAAAGUGUAG
Triticum turgidum subsp. durum (durum wheat) is the source of this 1782-nucleotide messenger RNA. NCBI's taxonomy places the organism in Eukaryota, Viridiplantae, Streptophyta, Magnoliopsida, Poales, Poaceae. The record is from the annotation of a GenBank genome assembly.